CUCAAGAGAAGUUAUUAGAAAUAAAAUCUCUUAAGCAUAAAUUAGAAGUAAAAAAUGCAAAACUAUCUACUAAAAAUAUUUAUCUAGAUCUGGAAAAAAAAGAUUUAGAAAACACACUAGUAGAAAAAAAAAAUGAAUUGGCGCAGAUAAAAGAUAAUUUAAUCACAACUCAAAAAGCAUUAAUAGAGAAAGACACGCUUCUUCAAGAAGUGGUCCUAAAUAAAGCUCAUUUAACUGAACAGAUUCCAAAAAUAUUCAGCGAGUCUAAAGUGGCUGGAGAGGUCUUAGAAGAACCAG
Dentiscutata heterogama is the source of this 297-nucleotide messenger RNA. Lineage: Eukaryota; Fungi; Glomeromycota; Glomeromycetes; Diversisporales; Gigasporaceae. The record is from the annotation of a GenBank genome assembly.